GCGUUUCAAACCCGUACGGUACUUGGCAAAACAAGCUUUGCUUCUUUGCUUCUUCUUCGCUCUCGGUAGAAACCGGCGUUGGACUGGGCUGGUACCAGUAUUCAUCUUUCGCCGAAGCAAAACCUCCCAAAGAUCAAGGAGAGGAAGCGCACAGAACACAAACCUUGGCUGCAGAGGAAGAGGCUCGAUCCGACCAAGAAAGUCUGAACCCACUCCAUUAAUCCUCAAGAAGUAACAAUGAGCAACAACAUGAACGUUUCUUCGAUCCUCGAGGUGAACUCCCAGUCCAUUGAGCACCUUCGUGCGGGUAGGUUCAGUGAGGCCAAUGAGGGCCUUGGGCAAGUCUUGGAAGGGAUGAAACGGUACAUCCAAUCAUCGGGUCCGUCAGAGUCAACGGAUCUGGGUGGGAAUGCCAUGAUCAGUGAGCAGCAGCAGCCAGGCAAGGCUGCUGUAGCUGCUACGGCUCCUUUUGUCCUCCGCACAGAGGACGUUCCCGUGAGGACGGGGGAUACCGCCAAAGACGCGGUCCUCUCGCUUUUCGCCCGAGCAUUCUCCGUCCCUGUUCUUCCCAUGACCAAGGGAGAGAAAGCUGCUUCGUUGAUGGCCUUUGUAUACAAUCUUGCCUUUGCCCGCCACUCGGAGGCCCUUGCUACCCAAGAUAACGUGCUGUCUCGAGCACUACUGGGACAGGCAGGAAAGUUGUAUCAGACAGCCUUGAGAGUGGCCAGCAGUCACCUGGAAGACGAGCAAUCCCUAGACGGCUUUCCAUGCCUUCUAUUGGCCACUGCCAACAAUUAUGCCCAUGUCUUUGUGGAGCAGUUUGAUGCCCAAGAAGCCGGAAAGGGUGUUUCCAUGUUGCACAGCCUGAUGAAGGAACCUUCCGUGCUGAGGGAAAUGCCUGAAGAAGACUACUCCUUCUUUGAAAGCAACGUGAUUAACUUCCUGGAGUCUCCCUUGUUUUCAAUUGCGCCCGCAGCCUAG
Messenger RNA from Seminavis robusta, 981 nucleotides. The record is from the annotation of a GenBank genome assembly. Lineage: Eukaryota; Bacillariophyta; Bacillariophyceae; Naviculales; Naviculaceae.